Messenger RNA from Harpegnathos saltator (Jerdon's jumping ant), 2021 nucleotides. Its product is annotated as chaperonin containing TCP1 subunit 7. The record is from RefSeq and is a predicted model, not a curated record. Gene Ontology annotation, biological process: protein folding. The transcript is spliced from 6 exons. Gene Ontology annotation, molecular function: ATP-dependent protein folding chaperone; ATP hydrolysis activity; ATP binding. NCBI's taxonomy places the organism in Eukaryota, Metazoa, Arthropoda, Insecta, Hymenoptera, Formicidae. The coding region runs from base 141 to 1760 and encodes 539 amino acids.
CUGGAAAUCUAAGCGGAGGUUGUUCAUCUCUUGUUGGUUUCGUACUCUUGGUCAAUUUUAUCGGCGUGGUCGAAGUGUGAAAGAAAUAAUUUACUUGAAAGCACCGAGAAGUAAUUUUUGACAAGAAAAAAAGCCACAAAAUGCAACCUCAAAUUAUCCUACUGAAAGAAGGUACGGAUGCCUCUCAAGGAAAGCAACAGUUGAUAUCCAAUAUAAAUGCAUGCCAGAUUGUUGUGGAUGCUGUUAGGACCACUUUGGGUCCUCGCGGCAUGGAUAAGCUUAUAGUGGAUCAGAAUGGGAAGAGUACCAUCUCCAAUGAUGGUGCUACCAUCUUAAAACUGCUGGAUAUUAUUCAUCCAGCUGCAAAGAUCUUGGUGGAUAUUGCAAAAUCACAGGAUGUAGAAGUAGGAGAUGGUACGACCAGCGUUGUUUUGUUGGCAGGAGAAUUUUUGAAGCAAAUGAAACCAUUCAUAGAAGAAGGUGUGCAUCCACGCAUAAUAAUCAAAGCACUUCGUCGUGCAUUGCGAUUAGCUGUGGACAAGAUAAACGAGCUGAGUGUAAAAAUAGACAAAAGCGAUCUCAGUAAGCAUAUAAAUCUCCUGGAAGAAUGCGCAGCUACAUCGAUGAGCUCGAAACUGAUACACCAGCAGAAGAAACACUUCAGCGAACUGGUCGUUAAAGCUGUCUUGAUGUUGGAUGACUUGCUUCCGCUCAACAUGAUCGGCAUUAAGAAGGUCUCCGGUGGUGCAUUGGAAGAUUCGGAACUAAUCCAAGGAGUUGCCUUCAAAAAGACCUUCUCUUACGCCGGAUUCGAAAUGCAGCCGAAGAAGUAUCAGUCGUGCAAGAUCGCGCUGCUGAACAUAGAGUUGGAACUGAAGGCUGAGAGGGACAACGCAGAGGUGCGCGUAGAUAACGUGGCAGAAUAUCAGCGGAUCGUCGACGCCGAGUGGCAGAUACUUUACAACAAACUCGAUCAAAUUCAUAAGAGCAGCGCAAAAGUUGUACUAUCGAAGUUGCCGAUUGGCGAUGUCGCGACGCAAUAUUUUGCGGAUAGAGACAUGUUCUGCGCCGGCAGAGUCCCCGACGAAGACCUCAAGAGGACGAUGAAAGCGUGCGGCGGCGCGAUCUUGUCAACGGUGCAUGACAUCAAGGAAUCCGAUCUCGGUCAAUGCCAGACCUUCGAGGAGAAGCAGAUUGGUGGCGAGAGAUUCAAUAUCUUCUGCGAAUGCUCACGAGCGAAAACAUGUACGUUCAUUUUGCGCGGUGGCGCUGAGCAAUUCCUCGAAGAAACUGAAAGAUCUCUCCAUGACGCAAUCAUGGUCGUCAGACGCAUGGUAAAGAAUGAUGCAGUGGUUGGUGGCGGUGGCGCGAUCGAAAUGGAGCUCUCCAAGACCCUGCGCGAUUAUUCUCGCACCAUCGCCGGUAAAGAGCAGCUUCUGAUCGGGGCGAUUGCGAGAGCUCUCGAAGUUAUACCGAGGCAACUCUGUGACAACGCCGGCUUCGACGCGACAAAUAUUCUGAAUAAGCUACGUCAAAAACAUCACAUGGGCAUGCAUUGGUACGGCGUAGACAUUAACUCAGAGGACAUUGCGGACAACAUGCAAGACUGCGUCUGGGAGCCCGCGGUAGUGAAGAUCAACGCGCUGACCGCCGCGACCGAGGCCGCGUGUCUCAUACUAUCCGUCGACGAAACUAUCAAGAACCCAAAGAGCACUCAGGAUGCGCCGCCGAUGGGGCGCGGUAUGGGCAGACCCAUGUAAUGUCGAACAGAGUUGGGCAAGGCCGCGAACCAGAAGUGCGAAACAAGAAAUUAAACUUUUCAUUUGUCAUCGUAAAGUAAUCUUUUUACCCAAUCGAAAGUUCGUGAAAUAUAUUUGCGAGCAAAAUUUUAUUCGGGUGAUUACUUGUAUUAUUUAUGCAUUUCUAUCAUGCAAUUCUGUCUAAGCUUUCAAUCGCUCGAAUUAAUCAAAUUUAAUAUUUGUUAUUCACAUAGAAAAAUUUUCCAUGGAAUAGAUAAUUGU